Molecule: messenger RNA, 2323 nt
Organism: Cyprinodon tularosa
Lineage: Eukaryota; Metazoa; Chordata; Actinopteri; Cyprinodontiformes; Cyprinodontidae
Gene: timm50
Product: translocase of inner mitochondrial membrane 50 homolog (S. cerevisiae)
Exons: 11
Coding region: 54-1214 (386 amino acids)
Molecular function (GO): phosphoprotein phosphatase activity
Source: RefSeq, a predicted model, not a curated record
CGCCCUGUCCUCACGUCACAGUCGCUCACCGGCAGCUAGUGCUAGAACCCAAGAUGUCCGCUAUGUUCCCCAUGUGUGUGAGAGCCAGCCGGAGCCUUUUGCGAAUCAGGAGCGAGACGUUAGCUGCCUCCGGCCCGCAGCAGCUCCUGGAUAUCAUCCGGACUCUCUCCACUGAGAAGAACCCAGCUGCCACUGGAGGUGCCACGGGGGGCUUAGCUCAGGCUAUCCUCCAGGAGAAGCUUCAGCAGCAGAGUCAGGGCCAGCCGCCUCCGGAGGGCGAGCCGGGCGAGAAGGAUGGAGAGCAGGCGGAGGACAAGAAGCAGAAGGAGAACACUGCCUACGCUAAGAAGAUGGCGCUGCGGCUGGCCGGACUCAUGGGGCUGGGUGGGGCUGCCAGCCUGGUUUAUAUAUUCGGCACAAAUUCAGUUGAUGAACAAGGAAACAGGAUUCCCGAUGAGUUCGACCAAGAACCUCCCGUCAUCCAGCAGUUAAAGAGAACCUACAAAUACAUGAAGGACUACAGACAGAUGAUCAUCGAACCGACGAGCCCAAAGCUGCUACCCGACCCGCUGAAGGAGCCGUACUACCAGCCGCCCUACACUCUGGUUCUGGAGCUGACCGGCGUCUUGCUGCACCCGGAUUGGUCGCUGUCCACCGGGUGGCGCUUUAAGAAACGGCCCGGCAUCGACUACCUGUUCCAGCAGCUGGCGCCGCUCUACGAGAUCAUCAUCUUCACCACUGAGACGGGCAUGACGGCGUUUCCUCUGAUCGACAGCAUCGACCCCCAGGGCUUCGUCAUGUACCGCCUCUUCAGAGACGCCACGCGCUACAUGGAGGGCCACCAUGUCAAGGAUGUGUCGUGUCUGAACCGGGACACCAGCAAGGUGAUCAUGGUUGACUGCAAGCGGGAGUCGUUCCAGCUGCAGCCCUUCAACGGCUUGGCGCUGACAAAGUGGGACGGCAACUCUGACGACCGGGCGCUCUACGACCUCGCCAACUUCUUGAAGACCAUCGCUCUGAGCGGAGUGGACGACGUUCGGGGCGUUCUAGAGAACUACGCGCUGGAGGACGAUCCCAUCGAGGCCUUCAAACGCCGGCAGGCCCAGCUAGCCCAGGAGGAGGAGCACCGUCUGGCGGAUCUGUCGCAGCAGAAGAAGCAGGGACUCUCUCUAGGCUCCAUCGCCACUCGCUUCUGGCGUUCCAAACAGCAGUGAGGACGCCACAGAGCCCCUCCCACUCACACUGCUACACCAAUCCCAGCCCUGCGUGCGGUGAGGGGCGGGGCCUGCGUACUGAACCUGAGCCAUCACGAGUCAGUGGGCUGCAUCAGACAUUGUUCAGCUCUAGACCAAUCAGAGUCGGAGCGGGCGCUGAAAGCCCCUCCUUGGGUCGUCCCGGUGUCACUGAUGGUUCUGGAAGCUGCUGAUUGGUUAAAAUAAACAGAGACAUUGCUGUUGGUGGCCGGAGGCCGAUCCAGGACCAGCGCUGCUGUCGCCUCCUCCACUCACAGGACCUGACCCCACUGCAGUUCAUUUCCUCUGCCUGCAGGGGGAGCCGCUCACAGAACCAGAACAGUUUGUAAACUCUAGAAAUAAAGAAUCUUGCUGUUUAAACGAGCUCUGAGCGUCCUGCGGUGGUUCUGAUCAAUGUUCAGGAGAUGCUGCUGCUGUUCCUGAUGAUUUAUUUUCACUUCCUCCUCUGCUGACCUCAUAAACCCGUUAAACCGAGGAGCAAACAGGUUGUCAGGUGCAGUCGCUCGGUCACAAGAAGCAUCCCAGAAAAUCCUCCAAACAUUCAGAAACUGUCCUCAUUCUGUUGAUGUUGGUGGUUCUGAUCCACUGAACACUAGAAUAUUAGAUCAGACCCAUAAGAACAGGAUUUAUACACUGAAAUAGUGAUUGAGCUGUGGAAGAAAAACUGUCUUUUUUUACACAUUGAAUUCCUUACACUCAAUUGUUAUCUGGUAAAAAUUGGCCUGCAAAACAUUCAGCUGCAAAAAAUUAAUUUGCAAAAUAUUCAACUGCAAAUGUGUCGACCUUCUGGUGAACUCGAGCCAAAACAAUCUACCCUUGAUGAAGUCGAACAGCUUUCAGCCAAUGAAAUUAGCUCAUUUGGUCACGUGACACAACAGCUGGGCAUAGCUUUGUUCCCGGCUGAAUGACGCUGACGAGGAGUUUUUCUUGUUAAAUAGAUGAUGAUAAAACGUCAGGUAGCUAAUAAUAGACCGCCAUUAGAGUUUUUCAUCUAAUCAAACUGGGUGAAUUAAGUAAGCCAAUCCCAGCUAAUGCAGCACCCCUGUCUGCCCAGGCUCUUGGUUUGAUCC